AUGAGAAAAUUUUUAAAUUAUUUCGAAACAAAUAAACGUAAAAGAUUACCAAGUUCUAGUUUAAUUCCACAUAAUGACAGUACUCUAUUAUUUACAAAUGCGGGUAUGGUACAGUUUAAGAAUCAAUUCACAGCUUUAGAAGAAUCUAAAUAUAAAUUAGUUACAACAUCACAAAAAUGUGUUAGAGCAGGUGGCAAUCAGAAUGACUUGGAAAAUGUUGGAUAUACAGCAAGACAUCAUACAUUUUUUGAAAUGUUGGAUUCAAUUCAACAAGCUUGGAACCUUUUAACUAAAGAUUUCGGUUUGCCAAAAGAAAGAUUAGCCAUUUCCGUAUUGGAAGGUGAUGAAGGAGAGGUCAAAUUGGGCUUUCAAAUGAUAAAAUUAUCAAUACCUUGUGUCGAUACUGGUUUGGGUCUAGAGAGAAUGGCAACAGUGCUUCAAGAAAAAACAACAAACUAUGAUAUAGAUCUAUUUCAAAAUUUAAUCAAUUCAUUCAAAGAGCAAGUUAUGAUCGACCCACCUAAAGCCUUUAUUCAAUGUUUCAUUCUUUAG
Dictyostelium purpureum is the source of this 552-nucleotide messenger RNA. RefSeq lists its product as uncharacterized. The record is from RefSeq and is a predicted model, not a curated record. The transcript is spliced from 4 exons. Gene Ontology annotation, biological process: tRNA modification; alanyl-tRNA aminoacylation. Gene Ontology annotation, molecular function: amino acid binding; ATP binding; nucleic acid binding. Bases 1 to 552 code for a protein of 183 amino acids. Lineage: Eukaryota; Evosea; Eumycetozoa; Dictyosteliales; Dictyosteliaceae. Gene Ontology annotation, cellular component: mitochondrion.